UUCUUUAUUGGGAAGACGAGAAAUUGUGGGGUUACUCUAACAACAAAAAUCCAGGUUCCAUUUCGCCAUUAAACCCAUCCAGAGCAACGAGAUAGAGCUUCUUUUUUUUCUUUUUUUUUUUCCGAAGAAGAAAUAACCCACACUGCUUAGACAACAAUGGAGGAAGGACCUACUCGAAUAAUGCUUGCAGUUAAUCAAUCAACCAUCAAAGGCUAUCCGCACCCUUCCAUUAGCAGCAAAAGAGCCUUUGAAUGGACUCUCCAGAAGAUCGUCCGCUCUAACACUUCUGGUUUCAGAUUCCUCUUCCUCCAUGUCCUUGUCCCUGACGAAGACGGUUUUGAUGAGGUAGAUAGUAUCUUUGCAUCACCUGAUGAUUUUAAAGAGUUGAAGAAAAGGGACAACGCAAGAGGGCUUCAUCUACUGGAGUACUUUGUCACUAGAUGCCACGAAAUUGGGGUUGCUUCUGAAGCUUGGCUUAAGAAAGGCGAUCCAACUGAAGUAAUUUGCCUGGAGGUGAAACGCAUUCAACCCGAUUUUCUAGUUGUGGGAAGCCGGGGACUUGGCCCAUUCAAAAAGGUUUUUGUGGGCACUGUUAGUGAAUUCUGUGCAAAACAUGCUGAGUGCCCUGUCAUUACGAUUAAACGUAGGGAGGACGAAACACCCGAUGAUCCUGUCGACGACUGACCUUUCAGCCGUUAAAACUUAUUACAUCUUUGAUUUCGUUUCAUCCUCUUGUUUAUAAAUAAGAAACUUUUGGUGAGUGUCUCGUCUAUUCUAUCAAGUAUGUAAAGGUUUGCCAAUGCGUUAUUGAUUUGUACUUGUCUUGUGGUUCUGUUCAAAUAUACAGCCAACCAUUGUUUGUUGAAUUGAUUGAUGAGUGAUGACCCAUUUGGGAAUUGGUAACAUCCUUUCCUAUGAAGCAACAAACACAUUGAGAAUCGAUAUCAUAUCAAAUGCCAGACACUCUUGUACACUUA
Molecule: messenger RNA, 977 nt
Organism: Cucumis sativus (cucumber)
Lineage: Eukaryota; Viridiplantae; Streptophyta; Magnoliopsida; Cucurbitales; Cucurbitaceae
Product: universal stress protein A-like protein
Exons: 4
Coding region: 157-684 (175 amino acids)
Molecular function (GO): AMP binding
Source: RefSeq, a predicted model, not a curated record